AAUGAGAACAGGCAACACCGUCAGACGUAGAAAAUGUCGAGAAACUCCAGAAACUUGAAUGGGGAGGCACGGUACGAGGUUCAAGAACUAAACAAAACUAAUUAAUUUCGUUUUUGCAUUAACCAAGUGCGUUUGUUAAGUUUUAGAAAACUAAUUGGAGAGUGUUAGGUCUUCUAUUUAAACGAAUCAAAAGAACUUAUCAACAUGGUGCGAGUGUUUGUUGUCGGUGUUGGCAUGACCAAAUUCGAUAAGCCCGGUACUAAACCCGGAGAUUAUCCUGACUGGGGCAAAGAAGCCAUUCUAGGAGCUUUAAAAGACUCCGGAGUCCGAAUUGAAGAGGUUGAACUUGCUACUGCCGGCUUUGUUUAUGGAGAUUCAACAAGUGGCCAACGAGUAAUUUAUGAGGUAGGAAUGACAGGUAUUCCUAUAUUUAAUGUAAAUAAUAACUGUUCAACUGGUUCGAGUGCAUUGCUACUGGCUAAGGAACUGGUAGAAUGUGGCAAAUGUCAAUGUGCUCUGGCUGUAGGGUUUGAAAAAAUGCAAAGAGGUAGUUUGGGAUCUGUAUUUCAAGACAGAGCCAAUCCGAUGGAAAAACACGUUGAAAUUAUGUCUGAAAUUGCCGAUAUUGAUGCUUCACCUAUAACUGCUCAAAUGUUUGGUAAUGCUGGGAUAGAGCAUAUGAAGAAAUAUGGUACCAAGCCAGAACAUUUUGCUAAAGUGGCAUAUAAGAAUCAUAAACAUUCUGUUAAUAAUCCCUUGUCUCAAUUUAGGGAUGAGUAUUCCUUAGAACAAAUAUUAAAAUCUCCUAAAGUAUAUGGACCAUUGACAAAACUUCAAUGCUGUCCUACAAGUGAUGGUGCAGCAGCUGCAAUAAUUGUAUCAGAAGCUUUUGUUCGUGCUCAUAAACUUGAAUCAAAAGCUGUUGAAAUAUUAGGCAUGGAAAUGGCCACUGAUUUACCCUCAACUUUUAAAGAAAAAAGCAGUCUAAAACUUGUAGGCUAUGACAUGACAAAACUAGCUGCUGACCGUUUAUAUAAAAAAACUAACAAGUCUCCACGAGACAUACAAGUAGUAGAGCUGCACGACUGUUUUUCAGCAAAUGAACUUUUAACUUAUGAGGCUCUUGGAUUGUGUCCUCCAGGAAAAGCUGGUGAAUUUAUUGACAGGGGAGACAAUACUUAUGGAGGAAAAUAUGUUGUAAAUCCUUCAGGAGGUUUAAUUUCCAAAGGUCAUCCUUUGGGAGCCACUGGUUUAGCACAAUGUGCUGAACUUUCUUGGCAGUUAAGGGGCGAAGCUGGUCCAAGACAAGUGCCCAACGCGAAGGUAGCGCUCCAACACAACAUAGGGCUUGGUGGAGCUGUUGUAGUUGCUCUCUAUCAGUUGGGAUUCCCAGGAAACAAAAGUUUACCUCCACCAAGUUCUGGUGGUAGUUCUAAAGAAGAUUCCUUUACAGUUUCUGAAUAUUUAAAGAUUUUACAGCAAGCUAUGUUGGAAGAUGAAGAUAAGUUAAUUGAGAAACAUAGAGCAAUAUAUGGUUUAAAGGUUAUUAAAGAUAAUGGUGAAGAAGGUUUUUGGGUCAUCAAUGCCAAAGAAGGAAAGGGCAAAAUUGAAUUUAAUUCAAAAGUAAAACCAGAUGUAACGUUUAUAGUAAAAGAUGGUGACGUGCUCGACUUGCUUACUGGAAAAAUCCAGCCGCAAAGAGCCUUUUUCCAAGGAAAAGUUAAGAUUCAAGGCAACAUGGGUUUGGCAAUGAAACUGACUCAACUGCAACAGACUGCUGCAGCUAAAAUUGACGCUCUGAGGGCAAAACAUUUGAAAUCCAAACUAUGACAUGAUUAAUUUUAUAUUUUUUUUUCAAGUGCACAUCAUUUACUGUUAGAUAAAUGUAUUCAUUCCUUUUUUUGUGACAAUAUUGUUGUUCUACUUAUAGAUCUAUUGGUUGUGUAUGUUUCUGGAUGCACGUUAUAUUUAUAGGAUAUUGGGAAAAUAACGUAUAUUAUAUUCUAAAGUUUUAAUUAAUAUAUAUGUUUUUAUAA
Molecule: messenger RNA, 2036 nt
Organism: Sitophilus oryzae (rice weevil)
Lineage: Eukaryota; Metazoa; Arthropoda; Insecta; Coleoptera; Curculionidae
Gene: ScpX
Product: non-specific lipid-transfer protein
Exons: 9
Coding region: 205-1830 (541 amino acids)
Molecular function (GO): acyltransferase activity, transferring groups other than amino-acyl groups
Source: RefSeq, a predicted model, not a curated record